AUAAUGCAGCAUGGAGGAAAGAAUGUAACAAAAUGACGGUGUUCUAGCGACGCACCCUGUGUCUAACACAAAAUAGACGUAGCAAACAAAGUCGAUGGUACAUUAAAAAGUGAUGCACCAUGCCCAUAGUGGAUAAACUCAAAGAGGCCCUGAAGCCGGGCCGCAAGGACUCUGCGGACGAGGGCGACCUCAACAAGCUGCUGGCCUCCUCCGCCAAGAAGGUCCUCCUGCAGAAGAUCGAGUUUGAGCCUGCCAGCAAGGGUUUCAGCUACCAACUCGAGGCCCUCAAGAGCAAAUACGUCAUCCUGAACCCACGCAGUGACACUGCCACGCCACAGAGGGCGUCAGAGAGCGGCCAGAUCAAGCGGCAGGGUGGUGAUAUUGGCGUGGGUGGACAAGGCGAUGGCAUUCCGGCCCCCCAGAAACAUCUGUUCCCAGGGAACCGUCUCUCUCUGCGCUGGGAGCGGGUGUAUCGUGUAGGGGCAGGGCUUCAUAACCUAGGCAACACAUGCUUCCUGAACUCCACGGUGCAGUGUCUGACGUACACGCCUCCACUCGCCAACUACCUACUCUCCAAGGAGCACAGCCGAUCAUGUCACCAGUCAGGCUUCUGUAUGAUCUGUAUCAUGCAGAAUCAUCUCAUCCAGGCCUUUGCUAACACGGGCAAUGCCAUUAAACCCGUCUCCUUCAUCAGGGACCUCAAGAAGAUCGCCCGUCAUUUUCGCUUUGGGAGUCAGGAAGAUGCCCAUGAAUUCCUGCGCUACACAAUUGACGCCAUGCAGAAGGCGUGCCUCAACGGCUACCCAAAGUUGGAUAGGCAGACGCAAGCCACCACACUCGUCCAUCAGAUCUUUGGAGGUUACCUCAGGUCGCGAGUGAAAUGUUCGAUUUGCAAAAGUGUGUCGGACACUUACGACCCAUACCUUGAUAUCGCCGUGGAGAUCCGACAAGCGGUGAACAUUGUGCGAGCUCUGGAGCUAUUUGUGAAGCCAGAUGUUUUAAGCGGGGAGAACGCCUACAUGUGUGCCAAGUGUAAGAAGAAGGUUCCAGCAACAAAGCGCUUCACUAUCCACCGGACAUCCAAUGUCCUGACGCUGUCACUCAAGAGGUUUGCCAACUUCAGCGGAGGGAAAAUCACCAAGGAUGUUGGUUACCCAGAGUUCCUGAACAUCCGGCCGUAUAUGUCCCAAAGCACAGGGGACCCAGUAAUGUAUGGCCUCUAUGCUGUCCUAGUGCAUUCUGGGUACAGCUGCCAUGCUGGCCAUUAUUACUGCUAUGUGAAGGCAAGUAAUGGGCAGUGGUAUCAGAUGAACGACUCAAUGGUUCAUUCCAGCAACAUCAAGGUGGUCCUGAACCAACAAGCCUAUGUGCUCUUCUAUCUGAGGAUUCCAGAGAGCAAGAAGAAUGCUGAUGGCCCCAAGCAAAGCAUAGGGCAGUCUGGGAAGAGCGGCAUCACUUCCGAUCUGAAAAAGAAUCUUAACGGCCCACUCUCUUCACCGCAGAUCUCCAAGAAGCUGGAUGCUGCUCAGCUGAGGAAGAUCCAGUCUGUGGAUAGCGGCCUUGGUGUGAGCGUGGCCAGGAGCACCUGCAACCUCCAUUCGCCUAAACUGACCAACGGCUCGUCCUCCAAUAACACCUCUGCGUCGCAAGCCCCGGCCAGGGGACCCACCGUCAUCGAGGAGCCCUUCAAGAAGCUGAAGAAGCCACUCCCUCAGCCACGGCCUGCCGGUCAGACCACCAAUGGCGUGUCCAAAGGCGAGAGCGAGAGGCGGGCCGACCGAAGCCUGGCCCAGUCUACCUCACUCAAGUCCCUCUCUGACUCAGACACCUCUGAAUCUAAGGACUCAGUUGGCACGCGCAGCGCCCCUCUUGGGGGAGUGGCGGCUCAGAACGGCACGGCGUCUCCGUCCCCCUCCAAGAGCGCUGACCGUCUGAAGCCCCCUGCCCUCAGCAGUCUGGCCUCACUUCACAACACCAUGAGUCCGCCGCCCGCCAAGCGCCUCGCCCUCUCCGCCAAGAAGGAAACCAAUCACAGCCGGAGUCUGAGCACUGAGUCCCUGCCCUCGCCAUCAUCUCAUCUCUCCUUUGACUCCGCCCAUCCCGCUAAGUUCACUCAACUUCAUGCACACACGUCUGGCCACAGCAACCAACAGCACAGAUUUUCUCCCUCGUACUCACCUCUGAAGUCCUCACCGUUCUCCCCAAAGACCCCCACACACAGCCCAUCUCCGAAACCCUCUCAGUCUGCUGCACACGCUCAGAGCCCCGCCAAGCUGCUGUCGCCGCCGCCGCCGUCAUCUGCCCCGCCCGCCAGCCCGCUCCUCAAGAAGAAAAAGAAGAAAAAGCUCAAGCGCCGCCACUCGGAGACGAGCGAGCCAAUCACGGAGCCGGCCCAAACGCCCGAACCAAUCGACGCGCGGGCCCCGGAGACGCAGGAGAGCCCAUUGGUCGAGAAGAAGCGCAAGAAGAAGAAGGCCAAGAGGAAGAGGCUGGAGGAGCAAAAUGGAGAGGCGCAGCAGCGAGGGCCGAAUUCAGAGCCCCGUCCUCAGCUAGCUCAGGAGGAGGACUGGAGGCUGGGAGACAGCUGGAGCCUCUCGCCAGCGACUCACCCACACCCACACACACCCCCAGCCCACACGCCACAGUCACACGCCGCACAGGCUCAGCACACACACACACACACACACACACCUGACACACACGCACACACUUCAGAGCAGUCGGAGAAGCAGAGGAAGAAAAAAAAGAAGAAGAAGAAGAAGAAAUUGCUGGAUGGAACACAGGAGGAGGCAAACUGCCACACGCCAUCCACCUUGGCCUCUGACCCCCAAAGUGUCCAGACGAAUGCUGUUGGUGUGGAAUCAGAAACUGUAGACUUCGUUGAGUUGAAGAAAAAACGCAAGAAGAGGAAACGGAAGCUUGAGGAGGAUAACCAAAGGGAGGAAAGGAGUUCGCCAAAGGAGGUGGGGAGAGCCCUGGACUCGGAUGACAGCGUUCUCCCCAGACAAGCCGAGAAGACGACCAACCCUCCUGCCGCAGCUGCUCCUGUGGUGGUGUGGGACAGUAAGGUCCAGGACGGCUACAAGCGCAAGCAGGCGCCCGCCGUGACUGAAGAGGAGUCUGCCGCUGGCCCCAAAGGCAGCUGGGACGGCCAACGGACUGGAGGGGUGGUGGAGGAGCUCCUGAAGAACUCCAGUGACACGGCCUACGGAGCACCAGUCCUUAGUUGGGGUGGAGAAGUCUCUGCAAUCAGUAAAGAUGCCAUUGAAGAUGCCCAGUUUGCCAAGAAUUCCACAGUGAUCGAUGAGUGGGAUGAGGAGUUUGACAGUGGGAAGGUGAAGAAAAUCAAAAAGUACAAAAAGGAGAAGAGGAAACACGGGAACGUGUUCCAGAAAAUCCAGGACCAUCGGAGCAUGUGGUCAGUCACGCCCGGAGGGAAAAGGAGCAGACUGGGGUUCCGCCACUGAAGAGAGAAGCUUAGCCCAGAGGAAUCUGUCUCUGCCGUGAUGUCAGUCCUGUGGAAGGGAGCGUACGGAGAAAUCUGGAUUGGACUCUCCAAGACCUUUAUGGUACUGACCGCUGCAGGAGUGACCACUGAGAUGGGACGUGUUCUCUCUUCUCCCUAUUUAACUUUAAAAAGUGACCAUACCAAAUCUGGCUGAACAAUUUUAAAAGACAAGAGUUUGUUUGA
Alosa alosa (allis shad) is the source of this 3691-nucleotide messenger RNA. RefSeq names its product ubiquitin specific peptidase 36 (gene usp36). NCBI's taxonomy places the organism in Eukaryota, Metazoa, Chordata, Actinopteri, Clupeiformes, Clupeidae. The transcript is spliced from 21 exons. Gene Ontology annotation, biological process: regulation of apoptotic process; protein deubiquitination. Bases 120 to 3467 code for a protein of 1115 amino acids. The record is from RefSeq and is a predicted model, not a curated record. Gene Ontology annotation, cellular component: nucleus; cytosol. Gene Ontology annotation, molecular function: cysteine-type deubiquitinase activity; cysteine-type endopeptidase activity.